Molecule: messenger RNA, 1479 nt
Organism: Cajanus cajan (pigeon pea)
Lineage: Eukaryota; Viridiplantae; Streptophyta; Magnoliopsida; Fabales; Fabaceae
Source: RefSeq, a predicted model, not a curated record
AUGCAAAGGCCUGACUUGUAUGACAGGCAGUCUAAAUUAGAAGAAACAUUGAAUCAGUUCAUGCAGGUCUCAAUCUCUAACCACGAGAAUACUGAAGCAUCUAUAAAGAAUUUGGAGAUUCAAAUGGGGCAGCUGGCCAAACAAUUGGCUGAAAAUUCUGGUGGAAAUUUUUCAGCCAAUACUCAUACUAAUCCAAAGGAGAAUUGUAGUGCAAUUACAACAAGAGGUGGUAAGAGAGUGGGUGUGUUGGAGGAUGAGGAAGAGCAACAAGAAAACAAGGUUGAAGAGACAGAGAGAGAGCCAGCUAGCAAGAGAAUUGAAAUGAAAUCCAAGGUGUCUAGUACCAAGGAUAUUCCAUAUCCCCCAGCCCCAAGCAAAAAGGAUAAAGAGAAGCAAUUUGCACGCUUCAUGGAGCUUUUUAAGAAGCUUCAAAUCAACAUUCCUUUCUCAGAGGCAUUGGAACAGAUGCCCACUUAUGCAAAAUUCAUGAAAGACCUCUUGACAAAGAAGAGAAAGUUCAUUGAGCAGGAGAUUAUUGAGUUGGAAGCGGGAUGCAAUGCCAUAAUUCAAAAGAACUUACCUCCCAAGUUAUGGGACCCUGAAAGUUUUACAAUUCCAAUCACUAUUGGGGACCUAUCAGUUGGAAGAGCACUGCUAGACUUGGGUGCAAGCAUUAACCUCAUGCCCUUGUCUAUGUUAGAUAGAGUUGGCCAGGUGGUAGUAAAACUGACCUGCAUGACUUUGCAACUAGCUGACCGGUCUAUCAAGUAUCCCUAUGGUGUGAUUGAAAACAUGCUCGUUAAAGUUGACAAAUUCAUAUUUCCAGCUGAUUUUGUGGUUAUGGAUAUGGAAGAAGACUAUGUUAUUCCUAUUAUCUUGGGGAGGUCAUUUAUGAAGACUGCACGAGAAAUCAUUGAUAUAGAGAAUGGUGAAUUUAAAUUGAGGGUCCAUGAUGAGGUGAUCACUUUUAAUGUAUUUGAAGCUAUGACCCAUCUGAAUGAUAAAGGUGCUUGUUUCCGAAUGGAUGUGCAGGACGAGGUAGUGCUUGAGGCUACACAACAACUAAAAAAGUCAUUUUCUCUUGAAUAUGUGUUAACUGAUACUAUGGAUGAACUCGAUGAGGAGGAUGUGAUUGAAAUGUCUGAAUGCUUGCAGCACCUAAAUACUUUCAAGGAGAUUCCACCUAGUGAUGCCAACCAUGAGGAGUUAAAAGGUGACAGCACACUAGUGAGCACUAAGCCAGAGUUGAAGAUACUUCCAAUUCACCUCAAAUAUGUCUUUUUGGAGCCAAAUGGUGAAAAACCAAUCAUCAUUAGUAACUCCCUGUCUCAACUGGAAGAACAAAAAUUGAUUAAAGUCUUGCAGGUGCAUAAGGAAGCUAUAGGGUGGUCCAUUUCUAACCUUAAAGGCAUCAAUCCAGCUUACUACAUGCACAAAAUAAACAUGGAGAGUGAUUACAGGCCAGUAGCUCAGGCUUAA